This is a messenger RNA of Cucurbitaria berberidis CBS 394.84, 4071 nucleotides long. RefSeq lists its product as uncharacterized. Gene Ontology annotation, cellular component: membrane. The coding region runs from base 1 to 4071 and encodes 1356 amino acids. Gene Ontology annotation, biological process: regulation of DNA-templated transcription; arachidonate metabolic process. The record is from RefSeq and is a predicted model, not a curated record. The transcript is spliced from 9 exons. Gene Ontology annotation, molecular function: sequence-specific DNA binding. Lineage: Eukaryota; Fungi; Ascomycota; Dothideomycetes; Pleosporales; Cucurbitariaceae.
AUGUCCAGCUACACCACAAGAAAGUCACUAGACGCAAAAGCUUCAACUCUUGCAGCCUCUUUAGCGCCUGAUAUACCGGUCAGCAGAAGUUCGAAAGAGACAAUGAACCGUGUAACCUCACGAGAUCCUCCUAAAUCCCUCAUGAAGGCGAUUCACUCUUUCCCGCACGGGAGGCCGGAAACCGAGCUCGAAGAUCAAUCACCAAAGACCUGUGAAUCAUGCGAGGAACAUACAUCACCAAUCUGGAACUGUUCAUAUUGCGGAAUGAAUUUCUGCGACCCCUGUUGGGGUAAGCAGGGUCCACACAAGCGUGGAAGAACUGCUCCGGAUGGAUUGCCACACGAGAAGGCUAAUCCAUCCAUUGUGCGAAGGUUUAGGGACAUCCUAACGCCACCAAAAGAACAUCUUACACAAGAAGCAUUGCAUAGAGAAGACGAGGACACAACCUGGUUCGGUUUAGCAAGAGACAAGGACAACAAAGCGAUAUUACAAGAUUAUGGCCGCUAUACAGCUAUCAUGGCGGAAAGCUACACUGGUGACUACCAGUCAAGAUAUCCCCAGCUUGUAUCCUUUAUUGGUCAAACUGGUGCCGGAAAGAGCACCCUCAUCCGGAUGCUCAUCGAACAGCAGGAAACCAUACAAAGGGCGCGUGGUUGGAAGUUUCCCUCACCUGUUGUAGGUUCACUUGCACAUGGCAAUGUGCCAACAUCUGGAGAUGUGCAUCUAUAUAGUGAUCCAAGCACGUACUCAUCUGAGUACCCCAUACUCCUAGCCGAUUGUGAGGGCCUAGAGGGGGGUGAAAACAUCCCCAUCAGUGCACAGUACCGAGAAAGCUCAUCAACGGUUACGGAAAAGAAGGCAAAGGAUAAAGAUUCAAAGCUAAAGGACAAAGAUUCGAAGCCAAAGACAUUCAUAUCUAGAGGGAUAAACUCGAGCCGUCGAGAACUCAAAUGGGCAACUUGUCCAGAGAAGAAGAAACGUCAAUACGCAGUAACUGAGCUCUACCCACGGUUACUAUACACGUUCUCAGACGUUAUCGUCUUUGUGCUUCGCAAUCCAAAAACUUUCGAGUCGACGGUACUGUCCACGAUGCUCAACUGGGCGAGGUCAUCAAUAGAAAAAUCGCUCAACCAGCCCACAUUGCCUCAUGUGGUCAUUGCACUCAACGUCACGGACACACGGAUUGACGAACAGGCAUGGGAUCCAGAGCACGCAACAAGGUCUUUAAUGGCUGACGUGGCGGGGGCUGUUGAUCGAGAUCCCAAUUACAAAGAGCUGAAGACCUUUUGGGUCGCACGAGGCAAGACUAUUGCGACUAUGCAGGAUCUAUUAGAGUGUUACUAUUCAUCCAUCACAGUUGUGCGAAUUCCAGGAGAUGGCCGUUACAUGAUGAUCAACACUCAGGUUCAGACCCUCCACGACACGCUAUCUAGACGAUGCAAGGAAUCCUUCAACGCGAAAAGGAGGUCAAGAAUGCUUUCAACCUCUGAAAAUCUCAACAUCUAUCUUCAGUCUGCCUUUGAUCACUUUUCAAACGACUUGGACACACCGUUCAACUUUAUGGAUGUUUCCUUUCAAAUCAAUCCAAUUCCAUUAGACCUUGGCGGGAAUAUACUCAAGCUUGCAGUAGCCAUGAUGCCCUGGUUCAGUAGUCCUUGGACGAUAUUUGAGGAGCUAAGCUUCAUGGUAGCCUCAUGUAUCUUGCUAGAUUGCGUUCGACAAAAUCUCAGAGGUCCCCCACAACAGAUUUUUGAGAACCACUACCUUGUCCACUGCUAUAAAGCUCUGGAAAACUUCUGUGCAGGCUACUGGCCAUGCACAUACCAGGGCAGGUACGGGGAUCGUUGCGUCAACGUCGAAGGAAGUCAUAGUAAAGGUCACCAGAAUGCAAGGGGAAGGAUCAUGCGCGAAGGUUCCUACAUGUCUGACUUCACAUUUGAGGAUUUUGGUGAGCCAUGGCUUCAGUUCCUAAACCAACACCUCGCCAAGAUGCAAACGGAGCUCAAUACACAAUUGAUGCAACCACCAUCAACAGAUGAGCUGGAAAUAGUUACCAAGCUUCAUCGUGCCAACAUCGACAUGUUCUAUCAACGUUUGGGCGGCGCGCAGAGGUUUGUCAGUCAUCAAACCUGCUUUUCUUGCCUUCGAGAGCUUGCAGAACACCCUCUUCCUUGUGGACACGUCUUGUGCACGCCAUGCAUCAAGAGCUAUGGGAAGCCGGAUGCAAAUCUGUCCUAUUCAUAUGCUAUGGCCUCAUGUCCGCUCCACCAAGCUGACACUGUCUUUCCCGUUCAUUGGCCAGUGUUCUUCAAACCGCCUCUUGCCGGCGUGAGGAUAUUGUCACUCGAUGGGGGAGGGGUGAGGGGUGUCGUGAUUCUGGAAGUUUUGUCGAGGAUUCAGCAAGAGCUUGGGAACCAAAUACCCAUACAAGACUUCUUUGACCUUAUUAUCGGCACAAGCACUGGAGGUAUCGUAGCGCUUGCUCUUGGUAUCAAAGGCUGGCCCAUCGCGCAUUGUAUCAAGUCUUUCAAAACGCUUAUGCUCAGUGCAUUCACCCAACGAUUUCCCCGUAGAUUGGGAAAAAGUAAGUAUGAAACAAAGCCUCUAGAUGCUUGCCUAGCGGAGACCUUUGGGGAAGAAACCAUGUUUGCUGGUGUGCCGUCGGACAGUGCCCAUGGUUGUUUACGAAAAGUUGCAGUCACUGCUGCAACAGAAACGGGCGAGAAAGCUGUGAUCUUCGCAAAUUACAAUCGGAAAAGCGAUUCAGAAGGCUCCGCACGAGCAACAUCCGCUGCACCGACAUAUUUUAAACCCUUUGUCAACUCACGAACAAAAGAGGCGUUCUUAGACGGAGCUAUACACUAUAACAAUCCAGUUCGUAUAGCGAACUACGAGAGCAUGUUGCUCUGGCCCACUGCAGAAGGACGUCAUCCCGAUAUUUUGCUGUCCAUUGGGACCGCUUUCAAUGAGCCACGCCCUGAAGACAAAAAGAAUAACGCAACGCACAAGCCUUACAGUGAGCCUAGAGCAUGGUACACAAUCUUCAAGAGGCACGUCAAGAACUUCCUUGAUGCAGAGCUGACAUGGAACACCUUCCUUAACGACGUCAUGAGUACAUCGUCCCCCAUCGCAGCUCAACGUUAUGUCCGCUUGAAUCCCAAGUUGGCGAUCUCGGUACCGAAGAUGGACGAUGUUAAAUCGUCCGGGACGCUGCAAACUCAAGUCAAGAAUGAACUCAACACAACGGAGAUGCAAGUCUUAGUCGAGAAGGUUGCGCACCGUCUCAUCUCGAGCUCGUUCUACUUUGACAAAACUGGGACAGCCAAAGAAUAUCUCGGAUCUAUGGCCAUAGAAGGUACGAUUAAAUGCAGAUUUGCGACAGAGUCCGAGAACUUGCGGCAUCUUGGCGCCAAUAUCAAGACCAAGUUCAAAAGACGUAACUUCCAGCCUUUCUUCCGUGUGCAUGAGGUGACGCAUGACGAAAAUGCUCAGGAUAUCCAGCUUGGUCACGAUAUAUUGGAAGAUAUGAUUGAAGUUCUCGACUUUCGUAUGGAUACUAUCACGAUACCAGUAACAUCGGAAUCCGCGCUAGUCAGCAUCGAUCUUCAUCUCACAGAUGAUGCGAUGAAGCCCGAGCUACGAAAUGGAUUUCCGAUAAGUGGAUUUCCCCGCAGUUUGGCCGAUGAUGAGCCUUUGAAGAGGCCAACCUCUCCACCCUCAACACCAUUGCCUACACCGCCAGCAAUAGCAAGUAAACGUCAGAGUCUUCGAGCUAAACAAUCCUUACGUCGCGUGAGUGAUGAAAGUGUCAAGCGCGGUCAACAAGGUGGUCUUCACAAGAGCACAGAUAGAGACAAUACUAUCCCUGAGAUGGAGGAACACGUAGAAGAUUGGGCUCGCCGUCUCAGUGAGGGUGUACGCCCACCAAAUUUCGGGCGUCCAUCCUCUAACCAAGGAUCUAUGAAUUCGUUGACUUCGCUUCAACAGCUCGACGAAGCUGUUGGACGAUAUGUCGCUGUCUCAGAUCAAGCAGGCAAAGACACCCAUGAUGGUCUGAGAGUUGGUAAGUAA